AUGUUUUCUCCUAACCUGGACUAUAGCUGGGUUGAGGAGGUCGAGAGCCACUGCACCGAGUAUGUCCAGCUGGCCUUUAUCACCUCCUGUCUGUCCAUUUUUGUGGGAGGCAUCCUCAUCAUCUUGAUGUUCAGGGUAUUUGAGUACAUGCUUCACUUCUGCUUCUUUGAAUGGGUUACUGAAUUUAAGCUGUUUACUCAAAGGAUGCCCAUGUUGAGUCGAUGGAAGGGACACUUUCAGAACUGGGUGGUAAUGAUGAUCUCUGCUCAGACUACUGUGGGGCGUGUACUGGUAAUGCUUGUGUUCUUGUUUAGCAUUGGAUCACUCAUCAUUUACUUUAUCAACUGUAACAGUGUUAAACAGUUCUGUCUUUCCUUUGAUGACCAGACAGUUCUCAUUGACCUGUUCUUCAAUUUAUUCUUCCUUGUUUACUUUGGAUUGCGGUUCUUGGCAGCAAGUGACAAGUUGACAUUUUGGCUUGAACUUAAUUCUAUUGUGGACUUCUUCACCAUCACUCCUGUCUGGGUAUCCUUCUAUUUAGAAAGAAAAUGGCUUGGUUUACGGUUCUUGAGAGCACUCAGAUUGAUGGAACUUCCCAAAAUAUUACAGUUUCUCCAGAUUACAAGAACUGCUACUGCAAUCAAGCUCUCCAAACUCCUAGCUGUAUUUAUCAGUACCUGGCUCACCGCUGCAGGAUUUCUUCAUUGGAUGGAAAACUCUGGUGAUCCCUGGGUACAGCACAGAAAUUCCCAAAACCUGACUUACUUUGAAUGCUUAUACUUGAUCAUGGUAACCAUGUCUACAGUUGGGUAUGGAGAUGUGGUGGUCAAAACCACCUUAGGGCGUGUGUUCAUCCUUUUUUUCAUCGUUGGUGGUUUGAUUCUCUUUGCCAAUUUGGUGCCUGAAAUGGUAGACAUUGUUGGAAGCACAAAAAUCUACAAGGGUUCCUACGCAUCUGUGAAAGGCAGAAAAUAUAUUGUGGUCUGUGGUGAUAUCACUCUGAAUAGUGUAACUGCUUUCCUAAGGGAUUUCCUAUCCCAAACUACAGGAGAGGUUACUGAGAUCAUCUUCCUGGGAGAAAAUCCCCCGUGUCUGGAACUGGAAACUAUAUUCAGAUGUUAUGCUGCCCAUACCAGUUUCUUCCAAGGUACUGUGAUGAAGACUCAAGAUCUGCUGAGAGUUCAGAUGGAGAAUGCUGAAGCAUGUCUCAUCUUAGCUGACACCUGUUCUGCCCAGCCUUACAUUGAGGAUACAUCUAACAUCAUGAGGGUACUGUCCAUCAAGAACCACUUCCCAACUACCAGAGUCAUAAUACAGAUCAUCCAGUCUUCUAACAAGGUCUACCUGCCCAAGCUCCCCAACUGGGACUGGAGGAGAGGGGACAGUAUCAUCUGUUUUGCUGAACUCAAACUUGGGUUAAUAGCACAAAGUUGUUUGGUGCCAGGCUUGACCACACUGUUGACCAGUCUGUUUAUUAGGGAAGAUUCUCAGUUACAAAAACUGAACAUUCGGAUUAGGCACCAGCAUGAAAUAGAAGGCCAGGAUUAUAAAGUGAUGACUCAGCUUCUUUCUAAUGAUUUUAUGGACAUGUCUUUCAGAGAAGCUUCCCGGUUGUGCUUUGUGAAGCUGGAUCUCAUACUGCUUGCUAUUGAGUUUCGAUCUGGAGUUCAGGGAAACAGCAUCCUGAUCAAUCCAACUUCUGUGAUUAAACUCCAUUUCAACACAAUGGGCUUUUUCAUCGCCAAAACUGCAAAGGAACUCAGAAGGGCUCGUUAUUAUUGUAAACAAUGCCACAGCGACAUUGCAACUCCAGACCUAAUUGAAAAGUGUCAUUGCAAAGGGAAAAGUUCCAAAAAAUCAAGCUUAGUAGCAGCUUCUGAUAAAAUGAAAGCCCUGCAGGAUUAUCUGGCCCAUCCAGUAGGUUCACUGUCCCUCGGGAUUUUUCCUCUGUCGAGUAUGAAUGUUGACAAUGAUAGCAGGAUGCAAUCCAAUUCACCUUUCCACUGGGCCGGAGUGAGUUGGAUGCUGUGGAGCCCAGGCAGCACCGGCAGGCCUUCUGCUGCAGCUGAGCCGUGGCAUGACCAGGAGGCUGCCGAUGCUACUGGGGAUCCGUCGGAGUCAGCCAGCCUGGUGGACGGAGGACCACCAGAAAUCUUGGAAGAUGAGUACAGUGAAACCUCUCUAGACUCCACAGGAAUGUUCCAUUGGUGUGAAGCUGUUCCUUUUGAGCAGGCCCUCCUGAAGCGCAACAAGAGGUUCUCCAGUGAUCUGCAUGAUCACAUUGUGGUCUGUGUUUUCGGAGAUGCUACCUCCACGCUGAUUGGACUGCGCAACUUUGUGAUGCCUCUACGAGCCAGUCACUUCACAUUUAGUGAGCUGAAAGAUAUCGUCUUUGUUGGAUCUCUUGAGUAUCUCCAGAGAGAAUGGGAAUUCAUCCAAAAUUUCCCCAAAUUAUACUUACUGAAGGGCAGUGCACUUUCCUGUGCUGAUCUGAAGACAUCCAACAUCAAGCAUUGUGCCAUGUGUGCCAUUCUUUCAGCUCAUGCCAGAGGUGCUGGUGAUCAAACCCUAGUGGAUACAAAAUCUAUCCUGGCUACUCUUAACAUCCUCUCCUUGCAGUUUAAGUUAAGUCCAUCAACAGCAGAAGCUAAUACAAGGAGAAUCAGUCAGGAAACAAUUGGGAAUCAAUCACUGCGCAUCUUUGCCAAACGGAUCCCCAUAAUCACCGAGCUGAAAAUAGCUUCCAAUGCACAAUUCUUUGAACAGAGCAAUGUAAAUGAAUCUGACUAUCCAGGCCAGACCCCAGAACAUUUAUCCAGAGGAGAAAUAUUUUCUGACAGCUUUUUGGACUCUUUAUUGUGCACUACCUACCACAAUCACCAUGUGUUGGCUUUGCUGCAGACACUGGUGACUGGUGGGACCAGCCCAGAGCUAGAAGAAUAUCUGGCAGAGGAGACUUCACUGAGUGGUAGUGCUAGCAAUGUGAUGCACUUUGGACCUAGGAACCGAUGUAAACUGGCACUUUUAGCACUGACAGACUCUCCAGCUACAGUAGAAGGGCUGCUGCUCUGCUUUGGGGAUGUGUAUACUCGAGCACUUGACAUGUUUGGAAUCCUUUGCUUUGGCCUCUACCGUCUGAAAGAGGAGCCCAAUCCAAAUGAAAAUAGGAAAGUAUAUUGCAAACUGAAACUUCCUCAUCGGUAUGUGAUUGCUCGGCCACCUACCAGUUUAGAGAUCUUCAGUUCUGAUCAGCUCUUUUGCCUUGUCCCAUUCAACACUUUAUUAAACGACCUGACAGCUGUGGUGAAGUCUAUUCCACCAUUCAAACGAAAGAUUGCUUUGCAGAAACAGGAAACACGAUACAAUAAAAUAAAACUGAAAGCUUUCCAUCUCUUCUGGCAUACAAAAGAGGAGGAGAAGAAAGGAAGAGCUCAAGGCUCAUUGUCACUCAUUCUCGUAGAAGGAAACCACGGUGAGCUGAAUCACUAA
This is a messenger RNA of Rhineura floridana, 3489 nucleotides long. RefSeq names its product potassium calcium-activated channel subfamily U member 1 (gene KCNU1). The record is from RefSeq and is a predicted model, not a curated record. The coding region runs from base 1 to 3489 and encodes 1162 amino acids. Lineage: Eukaryota; Metazoa; Chordata; Lepidosauria; Squamata; Rhineuridae. The transcript has 30 exons. Gene Ontology annotation, biological process: transmembrane transport; potassium ion transport; reproductive process. Gene Ontology annotation, cellular component: membrane. Gene Ontology annotation, molecular function: monoatomic ion channel activity.